This is a messenger RNA of Ictalurus punctatus (channel catfish), 1825 nucleotides long. RefSeq names its product cytosolic iron-sulfur assembly component 2A (gene ciao2a). Lineage: Eukaryota; Metazoa; Chordata; Actinopteri; Siluriformes; Ictaluridae. The record is from RefSeq and is a predicted model, not a curated record. The coding region runs from base 135 to 608 and encodes 157 amino acids. The transcript has 5 exons.
UGUGUCGUAGCCUAUAAAGUGUGCUUAUCUAGCGGACAGGGAGGUGUUUUGAGACGACACCACCAGCACAGUCGAAUGCAGCUUGACUCUCCAGUGUCAAAGUCACAGAGCGCGAUUAUGGAGCCGUUUAGAAAAUGGAGAUAAUUUCCAGCGUUUUAAAUAAGGUCUUUCAGCUUUCCAGACUUUCUAGCGUAAAUAAUGUACCGAGGUCCCAAAAAAUGGAGGAGAAGGCUUUAGAAGUGUAUGAUGUUAUUCGCACCAUUCGGGACCCGGAGAAACCCAAUACUUUGGAGGAGCUGGACGUGGUGACUGAAAAAUGUGUGGAAGUUCAAGACCUAGGAGACGAUGAGUACCUCAUCAUUAUCAGGUUCUCCCCUACAGUGCCACACUGUUCUCUGGCCACGCUGAUAGGUCUCUGCUUACAAGUGAAACUACAGCGAUGCCUUCCAUUUAAGCACAAGCUCGAAAUUUACAUUACGGAGGGAACACAUUCAACUGAGGAAGACAUUAACAAACAGAUCAACGAUAAGGAGCGGGUAGCGGCAGCGAUGGAGAACCCUAACCUGCGGGAAAUAGUGGAGCAGUGUGUUAUUGAGUCUGAUGACUAAAGCUUCAUCUCACACAGUGUCCAUUACACAAUUUUGUUUAAAAACCACGGCUUGAAACGUAGUGAAACUUCUCUGUAUUUUUAGAAACGUGCAGAAUUAUAAGUGUCCUGCUGAUUGGUAGUGAUCUGCAAUGUUGACUUUUUCUAUUACUAUGCUGACAAGGCAACACCGCGAUCAAUAUCAGAGAGCAGUAAGCUCUGUGUUGUAGUGAUCGCUGUCUUUUAGAGAGUUCUUCAGAGAGUUAAGCCAGGCAGAGAGUUUUGACUGCAGACUAAACUGUGGAUGGUUUAAUUUCCCAGGAGUGUUAAGAUUAUAUUCAGGGUUGAGGAUAAAUCUGCACUUCUUGAAUACCAUUUAAUUUACUUGUCUUUUUUUUUUAAUUUUUUUUUUUAUAAAUCCUCUGUUAAGCGGGCAGCAUGGUGGCUUAAAGGUUAGCACGUUUGCCUCACACCUCCACGGAUGGGGAUUCAAAUUCCACCUUCCACACAGAGUUUGUGUGUUCACGUGCUUCAGGGGUUUCCUUUGGGUACUCCGGUUUCCUCCCCCAGUACAAAGACAUCCGUUGUAGGCUGAUCGGCGUUUCCAAAUUGUCCGUAGGGUGUGAGCGUGUGCACCAUUGUGCCCUGUGAUGGGUUUGCACCCCACCCAAGAGGGUGUCCCCCCCCUCCUUGUGCCCCGAGUUCCCCGGGAUAGGCUCCAGGCUCUCCCGUGACCCUUUGUAGGAUAAGCGGUAUGGAAAAUGGACAGAUUCUCUUAGCAGCAUUUCAUCAAACCAUGUAGUGGAAAUACUAUAAAAUUCCAGUCUGAGGAUGUCUCAACAAAUAUUUAAAAACUUGAUGGGGAAUUUGAGUUUUAUUUAAUAUAUUCUGUCCUAUUAUCAGACGGCGAUCAGAGUAAACCUCCCAACCAGUCAGUUAUCAUCCUUAACCAUCAUCAGCCUUUAUUGUAUCACGAGUAUUGAAAUUCCCCAGCCAUAAUUUUAUAUAGCUUGCUGUUACUGUCUGUGUACAUCUCCGAGAGAAAUUUCCUGUUAUCCAUUUCUAGGGUCAGCUCUCAUCUUUCAUGGCGUCCACCUCUAGUUCUGAUUUUAUCAAAUCAACUUCCUUAUUGAUCUCUGUUCAACCUGUUUUAUAUAACUUGUAAAUAUAUUUGUUAUCGUAAAAAAAAAAAAGUUGUUUAAAAGGUUUCAAGAAUAAAGCAUACUACAGCGUUUUAAA